This is a messenger RNA of Prunus mume (Japanese apricot), 995 nucleotides long. It is a transcript of the gene FQR1, whose product is annotated as flavodoxin-like quinone reductase 1. Gene Ontology annotation, molecular function: NAD(P)H dehydrogenase (quinone) activity; FMN binding. NCBI's taxonomy places the organism in Eukaryota, Viridiplantae, Streptophyta, Magnoliopsida, Rosales, Rosaceae. The record is from RefSeq and is a predicted model, not a curated record. Gene Ontology annotation, cellular component: membrane.
UCCGCUACAAACCACAGCAAAUAGUAAAAUCACCGACUCCGGAGGACUGCAUUUAUGGCUACCAAAGUGUAUAUUGUGUACUACUCCAUGUACGGACAUGUAGGGAGACUAGCAGAAGAAAUUAAAAAAGGAGCUUCAUCUGUUGAAGGUGUAGAAGCCACCCUAUGGCAGGUCCCUGAGACACUGUCAGAGGACGUGCUUGGGAAAAUGAGUGCACCACCAAAGAGUGAUGUAGCAAUCAUCUCGCCCAAUGAACUUGCUGAUGCAGAUGGAUUCAUUUUUGGCUUUCCAACAAGAUUUGGUAUGAUGGCUGCUCAAUUUAAAGCAUUUUUGGACGCAACUGGCGGUCUAUGGAGAACACAACAGCUUGCUGGCAAACCUGCUGGGAUCUUUUACAGCACUGGAUCUCAAGGUGGUGGACAAGAGACCACUGCAUUGACCGCCAUCACUCAGCUGGUUCAUCAUGGAAUGAUCUUUGUACCCAUUGGAUACACAUUUGGAGCUGGCAUGUUUGAAAUGGAGAAUAUCAAAGGUGGAAGUCCUUAUGGUGCCGGAACUUUUGCCGGGGAUGGAUCAAGACAGCCAACUCAGCUUGAGCUGGAGCAAGCAUUCCACCAAGGGAAGUAUAUUGCCACCAUCACAAAGAAGCUCAAGGGAGCUGCUUAAUACUACGUGCACAAAGAUACUCAAAUGGAAAGCCUGAUCAAUUCUUUCUCCCUACAAUUUCAGUUUCCAUUUCUAUUUGUCUGCAAGUAUAAUUCUUGCUUUAUCUGUUAUAUGUUUUCUAUGUGUUUUUAUGCAAUACAAUUAUUAUUCACAAUGAAAAACUUUAGUUUGCUCAUGAUACUAGCCUGUGAACGUUUGCCUGUUGCUUUACUUUUUCUCAUCAUUAAUCAAUCUGUGUAAUUACUACUUUCAACAAUGUAAAAGGGAUGGAAUGCUUCAAAUUUGGGCAGGAUAUGCACAAUAAGAUCAGGACCAUGUUAUUUGAUUGA